Molecule: messenger RNA, 1758 nt
Organism: Myxocyprinus asiaticus (Chinese sucker)
Lineage: Eukaryota; Metazoa; Chordata; Actinopteri; Cypriniformes; Catostomidae
Gene: dnase1l4.1
Product: deoxyribonuclease 1 like 4, tandem duplicate 1
Exons: 9
Coding region: 205-1020 (271 amino acids)
Biological process (GO): DNA catabolic process
Cellular component (GO): nucleus
Molecular function (GO): DNA nuclease activity
Source: RefSeq, a predicted model, not a curated record
GGCUUCCUAGGAAAAAACGAAAAACAAAAUGAUAUUAUCAUUCAACUGCCAACAAAUACCAAGACAUUUACAUAUGUCAUUACAAAAGUAGGCAAGGCCAGAAAAUGCAGGACUUAACCGCCAAUAGUGCAGUUGAAAAAGAGUUGCACAUUCAUAACCUCUGGAAAUUUCCAAUGUGACCAAUGUGAAUACUGAAGACGCAACAUGAAGGUCGCUUCUUUCAACAUUCAGAGAUUUGGGAAAACAAAACUCUCGGAUCCAUUCGUGCUGAAAACCCUGGUUAAGAUAGUGUCACGUUACGACAUCAUUGUUAUUCUUGAGGUGGUGGAUUCCAGUGGAGAUGCUGUGGAUCAUUUUCUUGAAGAGCUCAAUGGGUUUAACAAGACACAUCAUUACACCAAAGAGAUUAGCACACGCCUGGGACGAGGAAAUUACAAGGAACAGUUUAUGUUCAUUUACAGGGACAACCUGGUGGAUUUGGUUGGGUCUUACCAAUAUGAAGACAAUCAGCCUGGAGACGAUGAUGCGUUCGCUAGGGAACCCUACAUUCUGAGAUUCAAAUGUCAUGAAACAGUAAUGGAAGAUUUGGUGCUGAUACCCGUCCACACAAAACCUGAGGAUUCAGUGAAAGAACUGGAUGAACUCUACGAUGUGUUUGAAGAUGUUAAGAAGAAAUGGAAGACUGACAACAUCAUGAUUUUGGGGGACUUCAAUGCAGAUGGCAGUUACGUGUCUAACAAGGCAAUGCAGAAAAUCAGAAUCCGAAGUGAUAAAAACUUCCACUGGCUGAUCGAUGAUGAUGAAGACACAACAGCCAGCACCAAAAACGACAAUACUUAUGACCGGAUUGUGGUGUAUGGAGACGAUAUGGUGAACGCUGUUGUUCCAAAUUCUGCAAAACCGUUCAACUUCCAGAAGGCCUACAAAAUAACAAAUGAGGAUGCGCUGAAAGUAAGUGAUCACUACCCAGUAGAGGUGGAACUCAAGAAACAGCAAAAACGCAAACAGAAAUGCAAGUAGCAGCAAAUUGACUCGGACUGAAAUCACAAAAUGAAAGCUAAACAAGCAAUAACACGAUACAUUUCUUUGUUUAGGUUAGACAAACAAGAUAUUGCGAGGUGGAACACUUGUGGAUGUGCUGGACUUCUACAGGGUGACCUCUCCAAAGACAAAAGGGACCCGAUCCAAACAUACACAGUGGCCGCAUUAAGUAUUUGGGCAAUUUAAUUGGAUUCAAUACAAAUUUAAUUGCAUUUGCAAACAAAUGAUGCAUUGACUAAUCAUCCGCUUUCAUUUUUAGUGGAUUGUCAGUUCAUCACAUUAACUAUGGAUAUGUACUUCAAUAUUGUUUGUUAUACUUUUGAACAAUAUAUCUACCGUUUUAUCAUUUCAAAGCUACUUUUGUUGUUGUUGUUAUAACAUGCCAAGACACAAGUGUACGUGUGACUUAUAUGACGUAUCCAAAUACUUUUUGGGGCCACUGUAGAUGGAAAGUUUGGAGACGAUUCAACCGUUUAUUUACAUGAGACAGAAUUUUAACUUUUGGGCAUUACAUAUUGUAUAUUUUUGCAAACUAUAAAUGUCACAAGAAUGUUUUUAUGAUAUUAAAAGAUCUGAAAUUUAAAUCUACAAUCAUUACAAAUUUUAUUUGUGAACAUUUUUUACAAUAGUAAUAUAAAGUAACAAAAAAAACAUUUGAUGUUGCCUCUAUAGGCCUAAAUGAAGAUCAGACGGUGUUCCUAAGCAUGUUCAAAAACA